AUGAAAGGUCACCUUUGGAGCCUACUUCUAUCCGUUUUAGCCAUUUUGGGUUCCAGCCAGGGGAAAGUUUUCAAAAUCAGCAAGAUGGAGUGCCGAACCCUAGAUCCUUCGUUCACCUAUUUCAAGACCUGCAAAGUGGUUCGCAGGGAAAAUGGCCGAGCUGCCCUGUACAUCAAUGAGGUGAUGCUCUACAAACAGCCAAUCGAUGAUAUCAUCCUUAAUCUGGCAGUUUUUAAAGUAUCAAAAAAUAGACGUUUCCAAUUCUUGAACGAGACUUUGGACUACUGUCUCUUUAGCAGGCAAUUGAUGGCAAAUGGACUUUUUGGCUUCCUGAUGGCCCCCAUGUUGAGGAUUUCGAAUUUGAAUGUUACCUGCCCGCUGCAGCAAGACCUAAUAUUCAACGGCUUUUCCAUCGAUGAGAACACAAUUAAGGAGAUUCCAAUUCCGAAUGGCGUCUAUAUGUUUCAAAUGCGAUCGGCAAUGAUGAAGAAGUGGCGAUCGGAUGUCAAGGUGUAUGCCACUCGAGUUGAUACAUAUUAG
Molecule: messenger RNA, 540 nt
Organism: Drosophila kikkawai
Lineage: Eukaryota; Metazoa; Arthropoda; Insecta; Diptera; Drosophilidae
Source: RefSeq, a predicted model, not a curated record